Molecule: messenger RNA, 774 nt
Organism: Pichia kudriavzevii
Lineage: Eukaryota; Fungi; Ascomycota; Pichiomycetes; Pichiales; Pichiaceae
Exons: 1
Coding region: 1-774 (257 amino acids)
Molecular function (GO): protein binding
Source: RefSeq, a predicted model, not a curated record
AUGUCGACCGAUGGAAGUGAUAUAACAAGAGCUGUGCUGGAUGGCAACGUUGGCAUUGUGAAGAAUUUGCUUUCCAAAGACCCGAAAUUGGUGUUUACUAAAGAUGAGGAUUCAAGAACUCCGUUACACUGGGCGGUUUCCUUACAAAAGCCAGAAAUGGUCAAAAUAUUACUUGAUCCAUAUUCCAAUGUUACAGAAGAUGUUUUGAAGUCUUUGGAGAAGACCGAGAUUGAUAUAGAUGAUAUGGUUGAUGAUUCUGGUUGGACACCAUUACAUAUUGCAGCAGCUGCAGGCAGUUUUGAGAUUUUCAAGGAACUGGCAACCCAUGUUAGUUUACCCGAUGUGCAGCUACAGACAUCGACUGGUCAAACCUGUCUACAUUAUGCUGUGAGUAAAAAUAACUAUGAGAUAGUCAAUUUCUUACUAACCCAUUUGGGUGCAAGUACACGUAUUAAGGACAAAAAGGGACAGCUGCCUAUUCAUAGGGCUGCUGCAGUUGGGUCUACUAGGAUGGUUGACAUCUUAGUCCAGACGGGAAAGUCGCCUGUAGAUCCUGCUGACUCAUUUGGGUAUCUACCUAUUCAUUAUGCCCUUGCGGAAGGCCACGGUGAAGUUGCAGUUCAAUUAGUUGUUUUAGGAUCGGCAUGGAAAACUCCUGUUUCUUCCGGAGAGAGCACUCUAAGUAUAGCAGUGGAUGAUAAGGUUCGAAGCUUUUUUAAAAGCACCCUGUUGAAUGAAGGUUUAGCAGAAGAAGCUGAUUUUGAGAGCCUUUGA